Molecule: messenger RNA, 2688 nt
Organism: Labrus mixtus (cuckoo wrasse)
Lineage: Eukaryota; Metazoa; Chordata; Actinopteri; Labriformes; Labridae
Gene: tsr1
Product: TSR1 ribosome maturation factor
Exons: 15
Coding region: 36-2552 (838 amino acids)
Biological process (GO): ribosome biogenesis; endonucleolytic cleavage of tricistronic rRNA transcript (SSU-rRNA, 5.8S rRNA, LSU-rRNA); maturation of SSU-rRNA from tricistronic rRNA transcript (SSU-rRNA, 5.8S rRNA, LSU-rRNA)
Cellular component (GO): nucleus; preribosome, small subunit precursor
Molecular function (GO): GTP binding; U3 snoRNA binding; GTPase activity
Source: RefSeq, a predicted model, not a curated record
AGUGAGUGCGGAAGUCUAUCGCCCGAUUUUCCCACAUGGUGAAAAUGGCUGCGAAUGGGGAAAAACAACAGGGACACAGACCCGGCAUAUUUAAACAGAAAAACAAAGGCCACAAACAUGGCAAGCACCGGACGAAAGGUGAAAUUGAGAGGGAAAACAAAGGGAGAGUGUCUGUAACCGCCCUCACCAAAAAACAAAGGAAGGAGCACAAGAAGAUGGACAGAAGGCACAAGGCCAACCAGCUCCGCAGGAAUAAGAAAGACAUGGUCCUGACAGAAAAGCGACGUCUUGGCAGCAGGGAUGGUCCUCCUCAUUUGGUCGUUGUGCUGUCCCUCCACGCUGCCGUCGAUGCUGCUGUUGUCACCAAACUGCUGCGAGGGGAGGGCGCUGGGGGCGUGGUACAUCAGGAGCGCUGCAUCAGUGGCAUCAGUGACAGUUUUGGGAUGAUUUUACCCCGGUUUAAACAAAGAUUCCACUUUCUCAGCCAAAGCACAGCUGACAUGCACUCCCUGCUGGAUGUGGCCAAGAUCGCAGAUAGCCUUGUGUUUGUGCUGGACUCCACUGAAGGUUGGGACAGCUAUGGAGACCACUGUCUGUCCUGUCUCUUUGCCCAGGGCCUCCCCAGCCAUGCGCUGGUGUGUCAGGGUGUGUCUGACCUCCCUGUGAAGAAGAGGGUCGAGUCCAGGCGAGCUCUGUCAAAGAUCACAGAGAUCCGGUUUCCCGACACUCGCCUCUUCCCUCUGGAUUCAGAGCAGGAUGCCACUCUACUUCUCAGACACCUGGGCACGCAGAGACAGAGAAAGCUGGGUUUCCGCUCGAGGCGUUCACAUCUUCUGGCUCAGCAUGUCACUUUUACGCCCAACAGCCCCGCUGACGGGACGGGCGGAGGACCCACCGGCCUUGGAACCCUCUGUGUCUCUGGAUAUGUCCGGGGCCGACCUCUGAGGGUCGACAGAUUAGUGCACAUCAGUGGACACGGAGACUUUCAGCUCAGUCAGGUCGAUGCUCCAUCAGACCCGCUUCCCUUACAUUUAACAGCAGCCAGACCAGCAAAGCCUGGCAAGGAGGGAGAAGUUGACAUGCUGGAUGGAGUUGAAGAUGAAGCCCCAGUGAGGGUUCUUAUGAAAGCUGAUCCAUCCCGCAGGGAGAGUCUGCAGAUGGAGGCUGAGGUUGACCCCAUGGACGGAGAGCAGACGUGGCCGACGGAAACAGAGCUGCUGGAAGCUGAAGAGGUCAGGAAGAACAAACGUGUAAUGAGGGUCCCUAAAGGAACAUCAGACUACCAGGCGGCGUGGAUCGUCGAUGAGGACGAGGAGGAGAAUGGGGAGCUGGACGAGGAAAGCAGUGAAGAUGACGAUGACAAUGACGACAUGUUGGACGAGGCCAUGGAUGGAGACGAUGAAGAGAAUAACUCUCAGGAUGCAGGAUCAGGCUCUGAAGAUGAACAAGAUGAAGAGGAUGAGGAGGAGGAGGAAGAGGUCUGCUCCACAGAGCGAACUGGGGCCGAUCAGCGCUACGAUGAACACAUUGAUGAAGCUGCCGAGGUAGAAGGCCUUAAACGCUACCGCGAGGCUCGAGCCAAUGAAAUGUUUCCCGAUGAGGUGGACACUCCCCUUGAUGUUGCAGCUAGAAUAAGAUUUCAGCGCUAUAGAGGCCUGAAAAGUUUCCGCUCCUCGCCGUGGGACCGCAUGGAGAACUUGCCUCUCAACUACUCUCGCAUCUUCCAGUUCCAGAGCUUUGAGCGCACUCGUCACCGCAUUUUGGCCGAGGCAGCAGCUGAAGAAGAGGGUGCCAUGGUGGGCUGGUAUGUGACGCUGCACAUCAUUGAUGUGCCUUCUUCUGUGAUGGAGAGCAUCCAGUCAGGCCGACCUCUGAUGUUGGUGUCUCUGUUGCCCCAUGAACAGAAGAUGUCAGUGAUGCAUCUCUUGGUGAGGAGACACCCGAGCAAUACAGAGCCGAUCAAAUCUAAAGAGGAGCUGGUGUUCCACUGUGGGUUUCGGAGGUUCAGGGCAUCUCCCAUCUUCUCUCAGCACACCUCAGCUGACAAACACAAGAUGGAGCGCUUCCUCAGGCAAGAUUCCCCCACCGUGGUGUCGGUGUACGCUCCCAUCGUCUUCCCGCCGGCAGGAAUCCUGCUCUUCAAACAAAGGAAUGAUGGCAUCCAGGACCUGGUGGCUACAGGCAGUCUGCUCAGCUGUGACCCUCAGCGUGUCGUGCUGAAGAGGAUAGUACUGAGUGGACACCCGUUCAAAAUUAACCGGCGCUCUGCGGUUUCCCGUUACAUGUUCUUUAACAGGGAUGACAUCAUGUGGUUCAAGCCAGUGGAGCUGAGAACAAAGUGGGGUCGGAGAGGCCACAUCAAGGAGGCUUUAGGAACACACGGUCACAUGAAGUGUGUAUUUGAUAACCAGCUGCGCUCUCAAGACACAAUCAUGAUGAAUUUGUACAAGAGGGUGUAUCCUCGCUGGACAUAUGACCCCUACGUACCUUUGCCAUUACCAUGGGUGAAGAGCGAGUUCACCGUGGAGAUGGACGACUUGGACAUGGAGUAGGAAAGAGUAACUACUCUUAAAAUGCAAUAAACAUGCAAGAACUGAACCACAGUUCAAACUUUAAAUCAGUGUGAUCGCAUGACAAUGUCAAAAAAAGUGUUAGACUUACUAAUAAAAACAAUUGUGAUCAAAAGUA